This is a messenger RNA of Pectinophora gossypiella (pink bollworm), 1850 nucleotides long. It is a transcript of the gene Arf102F, whose product is annotated as ADP-ribosylation factor 2. NCBI's taxonomy places the organism in Eukaryota, Metazoa, Arthropoda, Insecta, Lepidoptera, Gelechiidae. Gene Ontology annotation, molecular function: GTPase activity; GTP binding. Gene Ontology annotation, cellular component: cytoplasm; plasma membrane. The coding region runs from base 144 to 686 and encodes 180 amino acids. The record is from RefSeq and is a predicted model, not a curated record. The transcript is spliced from 4 exons. Gene Ontology annotation, biological process: vesicle-mediated transport; intracellular protein transport.
AGCCAACAUUAUUAAAAAAAAACGGAAACGUCGACGUAUGGUUGUAUCGAAGUUUAUUUUAUUACAUUUUUGUGUUUUUGGCUAAUUUUCUUCAAGUAUCCGUGCCUGUUGUUAAAUUUUGAGUUUGUGCAAUUGCGUAAAACAUGGGGCUGACGAUAUCCAGUGUAUUUACUAGGCUUUUCGGCAAGAAACAAAUGCGUAUUCUCAUGGUUGGGCUCGACGCCGCCGGGAAAACUACCAUACUUUAUAAGCUGAAGUUGGGCGAGAUAGUGACCACAAUUCCUACGAUUGGUUUCAACGUGGAGACCGUAGAGUACAAAAACAUUAGUUUCACGGUGUGGGACGUCGGCGGUCAGGACAAGAUCAGGCCGCUGUGGCGCCACUACUACCAGAACACCCAAGGACUGAUUUUCGUUGUGGACUCUAGCGAUACAAAGAGAAUAGCGGAGGCUGAAAAUGAACUCGCAAAUAUGUUAAAGGAAGAUGAACUGAGAGAUGCGGUGAUCUUAGUGUUUGCAAACAAACAGGACAUGCCAAAUGCUAUGACUGCAGCUGAGCUAACAAAUGCACUCAACUUGAAUAACCUGAGGAACCGCCGUUGGUACAUCCAAGCAACCUGUGCGACGCAAGGUCAGGGACUCUACGAAGGCUUAGACUGGCUUUCAAACGAACUGGCUAAGAAGUGAGACACAACAUAAUACUACAGUCACAGGGAACAAAAACAAAUUAGGUACAUUCCCAACAUGACUGAAUCUUCCGUAAUGUGAAUGUUAUUCAAUCUAUAUUGAAUCCAAAAAGACUAUAAAACAUUUGUUUUUUAUAUUGUCAAUAAUGUAAGCUUGCUUCAAAAUUGUAAUUUUCAAUAUUAACAUGCAUGAAAUUAAAUCUUUCUUCCAAGAAUUAAAAUAAUAUUUGAUAAAGAUAAUUGAGUUAUCUGUUUGUGAUUAUACCUAAUUUGCUGUCAGUUUUGAAGCAAACUUACUUACGGUGUUUAAUAUAUUUAUUACACCAGGCCUUUUUCACAAUAGCUUCGCCCCAAAUUCAAUGUUUUUCUAGAUGACUAGUACAUAUUCAGUGAUUGUGACAAAGGCCUCCGAUAACGUCUUGCAGUUAUGGGUAAUUAAAGUCAUUGAAUGAAGUGGUCAGUGAACUUUUAAAUUAUAAUAAGAUUUUUUUUCCAUAACGUUAAUUUCUGUAUUCACACAGUUGUAAUUUGUUUUAUUAGCACAUUUUAUAUUAUUAAUCUAAUCAAUAUUAUUUAUGUCCUGUUGAUUUCUGGUAAUAGUAGGGAUAACUUCAGUCCUGUGUUUUCAUUAAUUAUAGACUAUUAAAUUAUAAUAAAGUAUAAAUAAUCAUUCACGUGCCUAUAUAGAGAGGAAUUGCGACCAUUCUCUCCUUUUGUACUUUUAGACACAUUUUCUGUAAACUUGUCAAAAUAGCAUGCUUUUUUAGAUCAAUGCAAUAGUGACAAUAAAUUGAUAGUUCAAUGAUCCCCAAAUAUGUCUAUGAUAAAUAAUUCCAUUGCUAUAACGCUAGCUAGAUGUAUUUAUCUUUAAAUGUUUAAAAAUUAUUAAGUAUAAGUUUUAUUAAUACGCAUUUUUACUUGUGAAAUCCAAGGUAUGAAAAUAUAAGCACAAUUCCGUAACUUAACAGAUAAUUAAAACCAGCGUAAUAUGUACCCGUAAGUGUCAUUGAUCUAAUAAUGUACAUAAUGUAAAAUGUAUUGGCCAAAAAUGUCUUAACUAUGUUGUAUGAUGUGAUGUCAUUGCUUCUAACUUGUAUUUCAUGCUUUGAAGAUGCGUUGAAGGUUAUUAAUGAAUAGUGGCAAAUAAAGUUAGGUGUAAAUAAAA